Carassius carassius (crucian carp) is the source of this 954-nucleotide messenger RNA. RefSeq names its product receptor activity-modifying protein 1-like. Gene Ontology annotation, cellular component: cell surface; membrane; signaling receptor complex. Gene Ontology annotation, biological process: calcium ion transport; G protein-coupled receptor signaling pathway; cellular response to hormone stimulus. The coding region runs from base 69 to 695 and encodes 208 amino acids. The record is from RefSeq and is a predicted model, not a curated record. The transcript has 6 exons. Gene Ontology annotation, molecular function: coreceptor activity. NCBI's taxonomy places the organism in Eukaryota, Metazoa, Chordata, Actinopteri, Cypriniformes, Cyprinidae.
GUCUUCCUGUUGAAAAUUUCAUACAGUACAUGCUGAGGAGGACAGAACUACCACAGGAUUAAAGCGUAAUGGCACACAUAUCUUUACCUGCUUCAAAACCAGUAGGGGCUCUUCUGUUUUGGGUCUGUCUUUGUCUAAUGGUCUCGACUCUGCAGACCCUGGUACCAAACGAACAGAGACAAACUGUGAGACAGACUGCAUCAACCAUGCCAACAGAAGUACAAACCACCACAUACACCAGAGCAGAACCUGGCUAUGGAGAUGGAGGAACAUUUGGCUGUGCUAACAUGAGCACCUGUGACCCAUACUGUACAAUUUGUGUGAGCAAUUCCUUGAGAACCCAAGAAUGCUAUGAAGUGCUGGUGGUUUGGUGUCAAUAUCAUUUUGAUUUUGCUAUGAUGUCUAUGAACAGUACCGACUGGUGUUCCCUGGAAAAAAUAAAAAGUGCAUACAACAAUUUCACUGUGUGUACGGAGUCUGUUGCUGACUGUCUGCUGAUUCCCUGGCCGAAUCAGUUUGUUGAACACAUAUUUGUGAAUAUCCACACCACCUAUUUUCAAGAAUGCCCCUCAGAGGCACUGAAGGACCCCCCUCCCAGCAUUAUCUUGGCCCUUGUCAUGACCCCCAUAUGCCUAAUCCCUGUUAUGGUGGUGCUAGUUGUUCUCAAGACUAAAAAUGGAGACAGGAGGUCCUAGAGAAAAUUCCAGGUGCAAGAAGAUUUUGUAUGCAUCCUUCUGCUCUGUCUCUUCUUCAUUUGGGAUCGUAUCCCACUCUGGGAUAAUGUCCUGGCCCAACCACUCCCCAGUGAAUGGUCUCCAGGUUCAACUAAACCAGGAUGGAGAUUAAUUUGUUCUAGGUGUGACCUCUGACUGGAAAAUGUUACUGUACUUCAGUGGAAUAAUUGUUGGUUGUAUGUAUUUAUCAUUAACCUGCAGCAAAUGUACAGUACAGAUA